Candoia aspera is the source of this 1178-nucleotide messenger RNA. It is a transcript of the gene FAM78B, whose product is annotated as family with sequence similarity 78 member B. The record is from RefSeq and is a predicted model, not a curated record. NCBI's taxonomy places the organism in Eukaryota, Metazoa, Chordata, Lepidosauria, Squamata, Candoiidae. The transcript is spliced from 2 exons. Bases 89 to 874 code for a protein of 261 amino acids.
GGAGCGGUGCUCGGGCGCUGGCUGAUCCUGAGGCCGGCCGGAUGCGGGGCCCCGGCUGGGGAGGCUAGGGGGCAGGCCCCGUCUGGCUAUGGGCUGCCUGCAGAGCGUGGCGUGCAAGGCGCGGGUGCGCAGGGAGAACAUCGUGGUGUACGACGUGUCGGCCUCCAUCGAGCCGGGCGCCACCGCCAUCGAGGAGACAUCGCCCAUCGUGCUGCGCUACCGAACGCCCUAUUUCCGCGCCGCAGCUCGCGUCCUCAUGCCGCCUAUCCCGCGCCGUCACACCUGGGUGGUGGGUUGGAUCCAGGCCUGCAACCACAUGGAGUUCUACAACACCUACAGCAACCUGGGCAUGUCAAGCUGGGAACUUCCAGACUUGAGAGAAGGACGUGUAAAAGCCAUCAGUGACUCUGACGGAGUGAGCUACCCCUGGUAUGGGAACACCACGGAAACAGUUACCCUGAUUGGCCCCACCAAUAAAGUUUCCAGGUUUUCAGUCAGUAUGAAUGACAAUUUCUAUCCUAGUGUGACAUGGGCUGUCCCUGUGAGUGAUAGCAAUGUGCCACUAUUGACUAGGAUCAAACGGGACCAAAGUUUUACUACAUGGUUAGUGGCUAUGAAUAUGACCACUAAGGAAAAAAUAAUCUUGCAGACUAUAAAAUGGAGGAUGAGAGUGGACAUUGAAGUUGAUCCCAUGCAGCUCUUGGGCAAGCGAGCCCGCCUGGUGGGGAGAACUCAACAGGAGCAGCCUAAGAUUUUGAGCCGUAUGGAACCCAUCCCACCAAAUGCACUAGUGAAACCCAAUGCCAAUGAUGCCCAGGUCCUCAUGUGGAGGCCUAAGAGAGGUCUGCCUUUGGUAGUGAUACCACCCAAAUAGAAGAUGCAUUUAAAUGAACAAAUGAGGACUUUUGCCACCCUAGUAUGUAUAUCUGAGCCAAAGAAGACCUUUCAGGUUCACCUGCCUUUUGUAACUGCAAGUGGGAAGAGGGCUUCUUCAAUAUAGUGUUACAUGGCAAUGGCCAAUUAUGUGCCACUGUAGGAUAGCUGAAUAUCUGGACUUUGAAAGAAGAAAUGUUAUUCCACACUUCAGGGGCAUUCUCAUGAAGAAGGAGGUUUCUAUCCUAACCUUGAAAUACAAUGAACAUGAAUAUGAUUUCCAGUGCCUGUGGCUAAUGCUGCUU